UGUGUAAGAAAAAUCUUGGCGUUUUCAACACUUGCAUGUUCAGUCUGUAGCCCUUGGAAGACUUUCAGGAACACGAUUAAUGAUUCGGGGCCAUAACUUUCCAGCAUAAGUAUAUAUCACAAGUUCCGGGAUCAUGUCUGCUCACAAAGUGUGGCUUAACACUGGGGCCAAUACUGUGUGCCAUCAGCAAGGGGACAGUCGUCGCUGCCGUCCGACGCCCGAAACCAUGACGAAGCUUCAAGCAGAGUACACUGAAGAUAGACUGCUCGUGGUCAAAGUCAAUGUAUCCAAACCGGAUGAAGUCAAUGCUGCGUUUGGUCAAGAAAUCAUUUAGACGAAUCGAUGCAGUGUAUAAUAAUACCGGGUACGCAAUCGUAGGAGAAGUGGAAGGGGUGCCGUUAGACUAACAAUUUCUGAGGUUCGGUAUAUGUUACACGUGCAGCACUUGCAUUUUCAAGUUUUCACGAGGUCAAUCA
Messenger RNA from Guyanagaster necrorhizus, 476 nucleotides. RefSeq lists its product as uncharacterized. Lineage: Eukaryota; Fungi; Basidiomycota; Agaricomycetes; Agaricales; Physalacriaceae. The transcript has 2 exons. The record is from RefSeq and is a predicted model, not a curated record. The coding region runs from base 134 to 334 and encodes 66 amino acids.